CAAAAUUUUGACAAGUUCAGUUUGACAUUCAAAAUUUGAGAAGUUAUUUUUUGAAAAUUUCGGUCAGGUUUAAAAAUUCUUGCGAAAGAGUAAAAAUUCAAGUGUAACAUAAACAACAGCAAAAUGAGAGAAUGCAUAUCAGUCCAUAUUGGCCAAGCGGGUGUUCAAAUUGGCAAUUCGACAUGGGAGCUCUACUGCCUAGAACACGGAAUCAAACCAGACGGUACUGUCGAAGUAUCUGAUCAGAUAGUCUCAGAUAACUGCUAUGGUACCUUUUUCUCCGAAGUUGAAAACGGGAAGCUUGUCCCAAGAGCAGUUAUGGUAGAUCUAGAACCAACUGUAGUAGACGAGGUUCGUACCGGUGUUUACAAAAAGCUCUAUCAUCCAGAGCAAUUGAUCACGGGCAAAGAAGACGCUGCUAAUAACUACGCUAGAGGUCACUAUAGUAUUGGUAAGGAUAUGUUGGACAUCGUGAUGGAGCGACUUAAUAAACUGGCCGAAAAUUGCCACGGUCUUCAAGGCUUCUUCGUUUUUCAUUCAUUUGGAGGAGGUACUGGUUCCGGUUUUUCCUCAUUAUUGAUGGAAAGGUUGUCUAACGAUUACGGAAAGAAAAGCAAGUUGGAGUUUGUUGUUUAUCCUGCCCCACAAGUAUGUACAGCUGUAGUUGAGCCUUACAACUCCAUUCUUACAACAAAUUCAACACUGGAUCACUCUGACUGUGCUUUUAUGGUUGACAAUGAAGCUAUAUAUGAUAUUUGCCGAAGAAAAUUGGGCAUCGAAAGACCUGAUUACAUAAACUUAAACAGAUUGAUCAGCCAAGUAGUCUCCUCGAUCACAGCAUCGUUGAGGUUUGAUGGAGCGUUAAACGUCGACCUCACCGAGUUUCAGACAAAUUUGGUUCCUUACCCAAGGAUCCAUUUCCCCCUUGCCUCAUAUGCACCGGUGGUUUCUUCGGAAAAAGCAUAUCACGAAGGUAUGUCGGUGGCUGAAAUCACCGCUGAACUCUUUGAACCGACGAAUCAAAUGGUUAAAUGUGAUCCAAGAGAAGGCAAAUACAUGGCUUGCUGUCUACUCUACCGCGGAGACGUAGUUCCCAAAGAUGUUAACGCAUCCAUAGCCUUGAUGAAAGCCAAAAGUAACGUCAGAUUCGUCGACUGGUGUCCCACUGGAUUCAAGGUCGGUAUCAACAACCAGCCUCCGACUGUGGUGAAAGGAGGUGAUUUAGCUCCCGUACAAAGAGCUGUUUGUAUGCUUUCAAAUACGACAGCAAUUGAAUCUGCGUGGAAGAAACUGAACAAGAAAUUUGACUUGAUGUUUUGCAAACGAGCUUUUGUGCAUUGGUAUAUUGGGGAGGGAAUGGAAGAUGCCGAGUUUGGAGAAGCGAGGGAGAACUUGGCAACUUUGGAAAUGGAUUAUCAAGAGGUUGCGUCAGAUUCUAUCGAAGAGGAAAAUGAAUUGGCUGAUGGAGAUGUAUAAUAUAAUUACCAAUAACUAAAUAAAUUCUUUUCAACAGCCUU
Molecule: messenger RNA, 1517 nt
Organism: Diabrotica balteata
Lineage: Eukaryota; Metazoa; Arthropoda; Insecta; Coleoptera; Chrysomelidae
Source: the annotation of a GenBank genome assembly